AUGGCUCCAGAGAAUGAAGAAAUGGUUACUGGAUGGCCUCUUGGACUUGGCUUCUUGAAUACGAGACUUAGAGUUGUGGAAUCGCUUCCAGCAGCUUCAGCUUCAGCUUCAGCUUCUUCAGUGGAACCACCAUAUCAACUGCACAUGCCAUCCACAAGCUUCUCUUCAUUUUCAACCUCUAAUCUCGAUACUGAGUCCACAGCAUCUUUCUUUCAAGACAAAAGUGUAUCACUUGCGCAGCUGAUUGGAUUUAGAAUGGAUGACAGAGGACGCUUGUAUUUUCCCAAGUCAUUGAGGUUUGAAGAAAGGAACAUGAUACUAGAAAAUGGUUCUUUUUCUAAUGGCACCAAAGAACAAGAAAAGGAUGUUGCUAAGGUCAUUUGUAUACCUGUGUUACUUGAUGCUCUGCUAAAGAUUAUAAAGAGUAAGAAGAGUUCAAGAAACUAG
Messenger RNA from Vicia faba (fava bean), 447 nucleotides. Lineage: Eukaryota; Viridiplantae; Streptophyta; Magnoliopsida; Fabales; Fabaceae. The record is from the annotation of a GenBank genome assembly.